AUAAAACCAACCGUACCGAUGGCGCCAACACUUUAAUCGUUACCUAUACCGUGCGCCGUCACAAUCGUCUCGCAGUCGACCGGUCUUCUCUAGGACUUUCCACAGGUCUCAUCAUGAAGGUUGCUAUCUGCCUGUUCGCCGUCCUUGCCCUGGCGCUGGCCGCUCCCCAGCGCGACGGGGGUGCCCUCACCGAUGAAGCCAUCCGGCAGGCACAGUCCCAGCAGCUGAUCCCACAGGACGCACAGAUCCAGGGUGUCCAGCAGGGCAUUCAGGUGGCUGCACUCGAAUCCAUCCCCGGCAGCCAGCGUGUGGAUCUGUUCCAGCUGCUCGGCGAUCAGGUACCGCGUGAGGUCAUCUCUAACCUGCAGUCGCAGGUCGACCAGGUUGGCCAGAACUAA
This is a messenger RNA of Anopheles maculipalpis, 398 nucleotides long. RefSeq lists its product as uncharacterized. NCBI's taxonomy places the organism in Eukaryota, Metazoa, Arthropoda, Insecta, Diptera, Culicidae. The transcript is spliced from 2 exons. The record is from RefSeq and is a predicted model, not a curated record. The coding region runs from base 114 to 398 and encodes 94 amino acids.